AUGAAUAACGCCGGGGGCCAGCCGCAGCAGGGCCAAGCUGGUCAGGCCGGCCAGGCUCCGCGUCAGACGCCCAUGUAUCAACCAGCCCAGAUCAGAAACCUACCGUUGCUCAGCGAGGAGGAAAAGGUCAAAUACGAGCACGGCGUGACCGGCCUCUGGACACGCAUGAACAACUCACCGCCCAACAGCCAGGAACACUUGGCGGCUCGCAACAAGAUUAUCGAGUUCUCCCGCAUGCUCAUAAACAAGAUCCAGGCGCGUCGAACGCAGGCCCAGCAGCAACAAGGACAACAGGCCCAGCUGCAGCGCUCCCAAGGACAGACCCCUCAGCAGCAACAAGCUGCGGCGCAACAAGCCACGACACAACAAAAGGCCGCGCAACAGCCGGCUGCUGCUGCAGGAAAUCCUGCGGGUCCUGCAAAUGGAGGCGCUGCGCCUGCUCAGAACGCGACUGCUGACAAGCCUUCGGUCACAGCGGCGCUCACGCAGCCGAAAGUUCCGGAACGCCUGAUGGCUGUCGUUAAUAGAAUGACGUUCAAGGCGCCUCAUUCUCUUGCGGAGAAAUCGGCAGCCGACGCGUCAAAGUGGAUCGAGGAUCUGAAAGCGCGCUAUGGGCGGGCGUUGAUGACUAUGGAGAACACCAAGAACAAGGUCGCCAGCAUGGACAAGGUCUUUCACGAGCGCGCCCAGGCCGGCAACCCGCUCAAGGACGAAGAGCUGCGCCAGUACCGCGAACAUAGGGAGAAGCAACUUGAGCUUCAUAGCAACGGUCAGAAGUGGAUUGAAACCGUGAGGAGGCAGCAGGAAAGCAUCCAAGGAGGCGCGAAUGCAGGCGCUGCUCAGAACAAGGCCAACGGCACCGCAACACCCACGCAACAAAACCAAAAUGUCACAACAUCCGUAAAUGCCGCCGUCGAAGCCGCCAAGAAUCACCAGCAGAUGGCUGGCCAGCAGCAAACACCAGCGAACAAUAUCCCGACGCCGCAGCAACAGCAGGCGCGGCUGGCCCAGAACGCGGCGGCUCAGGGUGGUGCAGCGGUUAAACAAGAACCACAGCAACCCGCUCCCGUCAACACCGCCCUCGCCAACGCACAAGCCCAAACACCGGCCCAGGGAGCCGUACGGGUGGGCACACCGCAGAGCGCGAACGUGCAGGCACCAGGUGGACCGACUAGAGCCUUGAGUCACUCUGCUGCCAUGUCACUCGCAAACCAGCGUGCAGCUGCCCAACCCGCAAACGCCGGCGUCGUAGCCCAACAACAUCAACAGCAGCAGCAGAAACAGGUUUCUCAGCAGCAACAAACGCAGCAACAGCAGGCACAGCAACAGCCGCCGCCGCAGCAGCAACAGGCAGCAGGCACACCGACGGCUGGCACACCCGGUACCGCCAACAACGGCGGCGUCAACACGGCCGUGCAACCUCCACCACCACAGCAGCAGCAGGGCCACCCGCACGCGCACCCAUCCCAGCAGCCGGCUACGUCUCUCCAGACCAAGAUGCCGAUCCAGAAGCAGCUGCCCGAGCGCGCCACAGCGGUCCCGCAGGGCGUGACGCUGGGCGGCGGCGUCGCUCCAGGCCGGCCGACGCUUUCCCAGGGCGGCGGAACGCUGGGUGGCGUCAUGAACCAGCCGGCGAUGGCCAAGGUGCCUGCCUACAGCCACGACGCCGAGGGAGAUCACGUCCUAAGCAAGAAGAAACUGGACGAGCUGGUGCGGCAGGUCUGCGGCGCGCCGGGCGAGGGCUCCGACCAGAACCUCCUCACGCCCGAGGUAGAAGAGAGCGUCCUGAACAUGGCCGACAGCUUUGUUGACAAUGUUUUGCACUCGGCGUGCCGUAACGCCAAGGAGCGCGGCUCCAAGGUUCUCGAGAUUCGCGACAUUCAGCUCGUCCUGGAGCGCACAUACAACAUUCGUGUGCCUGGCUACUCGUCGGAUGAGCUACGCACGGUGCGCAAGGUGCAACCCGCCGCCGGCUGGAUUGCCAAGAUGAGCGCCGUCCAGGCUGCCAAGGUCAUGCCCGGCAAGGGCGAGUAA
Cordyceps militaris CM01 is the source of this 2034-nucleotide messenger RNA. RefSeq names its product transcription initiation factor TFIID subunit 12. NCBI's taxonomy places the organism in Eukaryota, Fungi, Ascomycota, Sordariomycetes, Hypocreales, Cordycipitaceae. Bases 1 to 2034 code for a protein of 677 amino acids. Gene Ontology annotation, cellular component: SAGA complex; transcription factor TFIID complex; SLIK (SAGA-like) complex. The transcript has 2 exons. The record is from RefSeq and is a predicted model, not a curated record. Gene Ontology annotation, biological process: RNA polymerase II preinitiation complex assembly; DNA-templated transcription initiation. Gene Ontology annotation, molecular function: DNA binding; protein heterodimerization activity; TBP-class protein binding.